This is a messenger RNA of Mauremys mutica (yellowpond turtle), 4545 nucleotides long. It is a transcript of the gene RNASEL, whose product is annotated as ribonuclease L. NCBI's taxonomy places the organism in Eukaryota, Metazoa, Chordata, Testudines, Geoemydidae. The transcript has 7 exons. Bases 262 to 2448 code for a protein of 728 amino acids. Gene Ontology annotation, biological process: protein phosphorylation; mRNA processing. The record is from RefSeq and is a predicted model, not a curated record. Gene Ontology annotation, molecular function: RNA nuclease activity; protein kinase activity; protein binding.
CAAACAAGCAGGCAAACACUCCUAUGUGAGACUGCAGGCGUCUGAGGAAGAAGGGAGGUGGAAUAUGUGAAGCAUGGAGCCCUUGGACCUGGGUAGUGCUGGUGUACUUCAUGAGCAAAACUCCAUUCAUGUCCCGACAACAAAGGCAGUGACCAAUCCGUGCCUUCCUUCUUAAAGGAGAGCCCAGGAAGUACAUUCUAUUGAAGAAUCUCCAUUUGAAAGGGACACAGAACAAGAGCACAGCCACUUAUCUUAACAGUCAUGGAGGCCACUGGUAACAGCCAGGAGGAGGUAUUGACCUCCAGAAAUGAAACAGCAGCAGACAAACCCUCUCUGCUAAACAAUGCUGUCCGAAACCAUUCAAUAGAUACAAUCCGGCAGCUGUUGAAAGAAGGAGCAGAUGUUAAUUCCAAGGUAGAAGGUGGUUGGACACCUCUGCACAGUGCUGUACAGGCUGAUCUGGAAGAGAUCGUUGAUCUUCUGCUGGAGAAGGGUGCUGAUCCAUGUGCUAGGAAGAAAAAUGGUGCCACUCCCUUUGUUGUCGCAGGGAUAGUGGGAAAUGUGAGACUUUUAGAGCUCUUCCUUUCUAAGGGGUCAGAAAUCAAUGAGUAUGAUGACAAUGGUUUCACAGCUUUUAUGGAGGCUGCUGGCUAUGGGAAUGAGGAUGCCUUAAGAUUCUUGUACAAUAAUGGGGCAGAUGUGAAUUUGAGGAGGGUGGUUAACGAGGAGAAAAGGACACUGAAUAAAGGGGGGGCAACAGCCCUGAUGGAUGCUGCCAGGGAGGGCCACCUCUCAGUUGUAAACAUUCUUGUCAGUGAGAUGAAGGCUGACAUGAACAUCUGUGACAACCAGGACAGGAAUGCUUUAAUCUAUGCCUUCCUUCCAAGUGAUAACAAGACAAGGGAGUCAAUUCUCUCGAUAGUUCAUUUCCUGCUGGAUUGUGGUGUUGAUGUGAACAGAAGAGAUGAACAUGGGAAAACUACCCUCAUCCUGGCAGUCGAGAUGCAAAGUCUGGAUUUGGUGAAAGCUUUAUUGGAGAAGAAUGAAGUUGACAUCAAUGAUGCUGACAGAGAGGGCAAAACAGCACUGAUGAUAGCUGUAGAGAAAAACUAUUACGAAAUAGCAAAGCUACUGUGUGAAAGGGGGGCAAGGACUGACCUUGGGGACCUUAUUGGGAUUGUCAAUAGGAAAUACAAUAAGAAAAUGGCAGAUCUUCUUCGCCAGUACGGCGCCAAGGCUGGUCCAAGUCAACCUCAAGAUUGGGAACCCACCAGCAAACGCUGGGGAGAGCAGCUGAAAGUUCUCUACAACAUGUAUCGUCCUAUGAUUGGAAAACUUAAAAUCCUCCAACAUAAUGAUUUCAGGAUUCAGAGAACCUCCCAAGGGGGCAUCUACCUGGGGCUCUAUGACAGGAAAGAGGUGGCUGUGAAGAUAUUCUGCAUUGGCACAGAAAUUGCUAAACAAGAGAAAAUGUGCCUUGAACAAUGUCUGACCAGCAACCAUUUAGUAAAGCUUUUUGGUGCUGAAGAAAAGAAACCCUGCCUGUACUUGUGCCUCUCGCUCUGUGAGAAGAACCUUGAAGAACACCUGAGUGCAUCAGAGAAUGAAGUGAAUUGCAAGGGUGUUCUUAAGACACUCUUUGAGGCAGUUCAAGAACUACACAUGUUUGGAUUUGGCCAUCAGGAUCUACACCCACGUAACAUUUUGAUAGAUGCUGCUGGUAAAGUUCGCUUAGCGGAUUUUGAUAAGAGCAAAAGGUUGAGUGAAGGACAGAAGGAUGAUGUUAUAAUCAAAGACCUGAAGGCGCUCAGCAGGCUGGUCCUGUAUGUUGUAACAGUGGGUAAGGUCCCCUUUGAGGAAAAUGAUAGAGACGAUUUGGAUGAAAGUUGUCCAGAGGACGUGCAGGACUAUGUGGAGAUAGCAGACCUUAGGAAAAGUCUGGUCUCCCCUGGUGAAGGAAGCCCAGUUGAGAACCUGCUGAGAGACUUGAUCCAACAUCCCUUUUUCUGGAGCAAGCAGACCAGGUACAGGUUCCUGAGAGACGUUGGGAAUGAGAGCGAUAUCAAAACACGCAACACCAAGCAUCACAAUAACAAGAGUGAGAUUCUGAAAGCUUUGAAUUGUGAUGAGCACCCUCUGCAGCAGUGGACUGAGCAGAUUGACAAAUUGGUUCUGGACAGCAUGUUCAACCCCUUCAACAACAACAAGAACCAGAACAAGAACAAGAAGAAACAGUAUGAAAACUAUGUCACGGACCUACUGAAGUUCAUCAGGAACAUGGGCGAGCACUUUGAUGAGAAGGAAGAAAAGGUCAAGGAAAUAAUCAAGGAGCCCUCGGAGUAUUUCCUGAACCUAUUUCCAGAACUGACAGUUUAUGUCUACAAGUGUUUAUGCAGCAUACAGCAUCAUAGACAUUUUCCAAGCCCUGAGAGUCUCUCUCAGGUGUAGCAUGUUCUAUCGCUUCAGGUUAUAUAGCUGAAUCCCAUUGACUAACUUCCUUUUCAGCACCGUUUUGUUCAGCUGCCAAAAAAUGUCAUACAAAGCAGGAAAGGGGAUGGAUGGGUGGAGGAUAUCAGAAUUUCUGUCAGUGGAUCUGGUUUCUGGAUUCAGCACUGAAGAACUCAGCGGUAAAGAUGCUAUGUUUGAGUGGGAUCAUGGAGGACAAUUACACUGAGGAAAGGAAGAACUAAGUACAAGAAGGGCAAGUGCCAGGUCUGGGGUUAGGGCUGCAGGAUAGGCACCCCUCUCCCGGCAGGUCUGGCCCUAGGGAGGGGCACCCCAGCCAUGCCUGGAUCAAGGCCAGUCCGGGCCACGUCUGCUCAGUGGUUUGACCAUUGGCCUGCUAAACCCAGGGUUGUGAGUUCAAUCCUUGAGGAGGCCACUUAAGGAUCUGGGGCAAAAAAUUGGUCCUGCUAGUGAAGGCAAUGGGCUGGACUCGAUGACCUUUCAAGGUCCCUUCCAGUUCUAGGAGAUUGGUAUAUCUCCAAUUAUUACCUUUAUUACGUCUGAGUCCGGGUGCCAUGGCAGGUCCAAGCCACAGCGGAGCUGGGGCUGGCAGAGGGGCGCCCCUCACCCAGCUGCGGCGGGUUCCCUGAGCGCCUGCGCAUUGCUAAAUAGGCUGCUGCACAGCCGUGCAGCUUACAGGGAACUUCGGACAGGACCCCUUCCUCUGUUCACUGGCUGCUUCCUUUCUCCCUUCUGGUGCAGUUAAUGGAUGGACAGAGAAAGAGGGAGGAGUAGGGGGUCCCUUAGAGCAUUUAGUCCUCCUUUCUAUCAUUGAGUCACCCUCUUGGAAAACAUUUCCAGCUGAUAUUCAGGAGACAGUGUCUAGAUGUCAGGAUAUUCCCUGGUGGUUUUCCCACCUGUUUCCCAGUCCUUUGUCUCCCUUCCUGCUUGAUGGCUCUGUUUACAGCUUAAAUGCAAAUUAAGCAGAGCACACUGUUCCUGAGACAGACCUGUUGCCAACCACAGUUUGGAACAUGUGUUAAUUACAUCAUAAAGGGAAAUCGUGUAACUUCACAUACGGCAUUGCCACACACAUUUUAUUAGGACAAUAUUGACCAGCUAAUCUUCAAAUGAUACUUACAAGACAUGCCUUGUACAAAGAUUACAAUUGUGCGUAGGGUGUAGACACAUGUACAUUCUGUCACACUGCCAUCCUGUACCUGGGCUGUGUAUUCACUGUCAGGUUUGGCCUCCCUCUCACCUGAGCAGGCAGGUCCUUUUGUUCCCAUGGGCUCUGCCCACCAAUCCCAGUUAUCAAAUAGGCUGGCAUUACAUUUACUUUUUGUUUAAAAGCAUAAAAGACAACUUGCUGUGAGGGGAGUCCUAGCUUCAACACCAGCCUGGGCUCUUUAAUCUUUCUUCCCCAGACAGCAGCUUUCCAGCUCUCUCGAGAUCUGUCUUUGUAGUUGGGAUUGAAAACUAACUAAACUGGGCCUUUCUCUUCUAAAUGUUGCAUAAAUACCAGUAACAGCUGGAUGAGUGACAGGCCCAGGUAUACAGUUGAAUAGUUGUUUUAUAAGCAGUUGUUUCACUAGAAGUUGGAGAGACAUUUACGAGGUAUAUUUAAUGCAUCCAGUAGGUAAUCUCAUACAUUUUCAUUUUAAUGCUAUGUCAUUAUGAGAGUCUGGAACUCCCCACCCCAGCUCCUCACUCUGGGGACUGACACCCCCCACCCCGCUGUGCCCCUAUUGCCUCUGGUAUGACACAACACUCAGCAAAGGUUUGAACAACAGAUACCAUGUAUUAAGAAUCAGUGUAAUACAGAAAAAUUAAUAUGAGGGCUGUCAAGCAAUUAAAAAAAAUAAUCACAAGUAAUUGUACUGUUAAACAAUAAUGGAAUUAUUGGGGAGGGAUAGCUCAGUGGUUUGAGCAUUAGCCUGCUAAACCCAGGGUUGUGAAUUCAAUCCGGGGUGGGAGGGACAUUUAGGGAUGUGGGGGAAGCUGUCAGGGACAGUACGUGGUCCUGCAAGUGAAGGAAGGGGACUGGACUCAAUGACCUUUCAAGGUCCCUUCCAGUUCUGUGUGUGUGUGUGUGUGUGU